This is a messenger RNA of Pangasianodon hypophthalmus (striped catfish), 3229 nucleotides long. RefSeq names its product protein tyrosine phosphatase receptor type Ea (gene ptprea). The transcript is spliced from 21 exons. The coding region runs from base 372 to 2420 and encodes 682 amino acids. Gene Ontology annotation, molecular function: protein tyrosine phosphatase activity. Lineage: Eukaryota; Metazoa; Chordata; Actinopteri; Siluriformes; Pangasiidae. Gene Ontology annotation, biological process: protein dephosphorylation. The record is from RefSeq and is a predicted model, not a curated record.
ACCCGCUGAAACCCUGAACCGCGCUGAUAACGGAGGAGUAAAUCCGCGCACGAGCAGAAUUCUCCUCCUUUCCGUCAACAGCAACUCCGUCCAUAAAGCCGGGAUCGCGUGCUCACCGGCCCCGCUGCGUGCAUUCACUCCACAUAUCAGCACGGUGGUAAAGUGCUACUAUAAGAGUUGCGUCUGCUGCCGUGCCACCCCUGUUCAGGAAACUAAGAAACGACAGACUAAGAAAAGAAGGCAAAGAGGAAGCAAGAGUAAAGUGGAGAGGGGAAGAGCCAGAGAAAAGAUGUGACAGCUGGUCUCUUCCAACAGAACCCUGGCUACGAUGGACAGCUGAAUGCACGGGCUAAAUCUCCACACUAUCAGCCAUGAUGGUCCCAGUUCUGUUUUUGGCAACACAGAUAUCCUCCACUCAGGCCACUGGAAACAGCACAAAUGACAACCAACCGUCCACCAGCUCUCAUAUCCUGCCCACACUGCUCGUACUCUCACUGCUAGUGCUCAUCGUGGCUUUGGUAGCAUGUUACUGCCUCAGGUUCAAAAACCGCCAAAAAGCCGACAUCACUGUAGUCGACAAGAAGAUACCAAAUGGCAUUCUGGAAGAACAAGAGGCACAGACGGUGGUUUUGUUGCCGAGAUUGCCCUCCACGUCCAAAACCUAUGUCCCCAUUCCUGUAGAAAACCUGGAGGAAGAGUACCGCAUCCGAUCGGCCGAUGAUGGGAAACUCUUCCGAGAAGAAUACAACUCAUUACCAGGCGGAAACCCACAAGGCGCAUACGAGGAGGCAAAUAAAGAUGAUAACAAAGAGAAGAACAGAUACCCCAAUAUUCUCCCAUAUGAUCAUUCCAGAGUGGUGCUGACACAGACAGACGGCGUUCCACACUCAGAUUAUAUAAACGCUUCUUAUAUAGAUGGCUACAAAGAUAAAAACAAAUUCAUCGCAGCACAAGGACCAAAACAUGAGACUGUUGCUGAUUUUUGGAGAAUGAUAUGGGAGCAGAAAUCAGCUACAAUUGUCAUGCUGACCAACCUGAAAGAGAGGAAAGAGGACAAAUGUUACCAGUACUGGCCUGACAAGGGGUGCUGGACGUAUGGGAAUGUGCGAGUCGCUGUGGAGGACAUCACUGUGCUGGUCGACUACACGAUACGCAAAUUCUGUGUGCAAUAUCAAGCUAGUGAUGGCUCUAAAACCCCUCGUUCGGUCACGCAGCUUCAUUUCACCAGCUGGCCAGACUUCGGCGUGCCCUUCUCCCCCAUUGGCAUGCUCAAGUUCCUCAAGAAAGUCAAGCAGCUGAACCCAUCAUAUGCAGGUCCCAUCGUGGUGCACUGCAGUGCUGGAGUUGGAAGGACAGGUACCUUCAUCGUGAUUGAUGCAAUGAUUGACAUGAUGUAUGAGGAACAAAAGAUCGACGUAUUUGGGUUCGUGUCCAGAAUCCGAGACCAGCGAUCACAACUUGUACAGACAGACAUGCAGUACUCGUUCAUCUACCAGGCCUUGCUGGAGUACUUCCUGUAUGGGGACACUGAGCUGGACGUGUCCUCUUUAGAGGGACAUCUGCACAAACUGCACAACACCUGUGCACCACACGACCGUUUGGGGCUCGAGGAAGAGUUUAAGAAGCUGACCAACAUGCGGAUUAUGAAGGAAAACAUGAGAAUGGGCAAUCUACAGGCGAAUAUGAAGAAGAACCGUGUGCUCCAGAUUAUUCCAUAUGAUUUCAACAGAGUGAUCCUAUCCAUGAGGAGAGGGCAGGAAUUCACUGACUACAUUAAUGCUUCUUUUAUUGAUGGCUAUAGGCAAAAAGACUACUUCAUAGCGACGCAAGGUCCUUUACCCCACACGGUGGACGAUUUCUGGAGGAUGGUCUGGGAAUGGAAAUGCCACUCCAUAGUCAUGCUGACAGAACUCCAAGAGAGAGAACAGGAUAAGUGUUGUCAGUACUGGCCCACAGAAGACUCAGUAAAAUAUGGAGACUACACAGUGGAAAUCAAAGCUGAUACUCAGUGUGAUGACACGUUUAGUCUCCGAGACCUGGUACUCACAUAUGACCCGGAGAAGGAGACACGAUUGGUCCGUCACUUCCACUUUCACGGCUGGCCGGAGAUUGGAAUUCCGGCGGAGGGGAAGGGAAUGAUCGACAUCAUCGCUGCGGUGCAGAAACAGCAACAGCAAUCAGGCAACCACCCCAUCGUCGUACACUGCAGUGCUGGAGCGGGUCGGACCGGUACGUUUAUUGCCCUCAGUAAUAUCCUGGAGCGUGUGAAGGCCGAGGGCCUGCUGGACGUCUUUCAGACUGUGAAGAGUUUGCGAAUGCAGCGGCCACACAUGGUGCAGACUGUGGAACAAUAUGACUUCUGCUACAGAGUGGUACAGGACUUUGUCGACAUUUUCUCAGACUAUGCCAAUUUCAAAUGAUGAAAUUUGCCUUAAAUGUUUCUGUUCAGUGUUUUUAUACCAGUUGGUCAGGAAUUUACGCCCAUAACUGGAUAAAAUUUGCUUCUAUUUUGCUAUGCACUUGUCCUCUAAAAAUCAUAUCUAUCUGUAAUAUAAUGUCAUAUACUAAAGCUACACAAGGGUUUGUAACUGUAAGUAUGUUCUGUGUCUUUCAUGCCUCAUCGUAUCAUUCCAUCAAGGUGUUUUAAACACAGUUUUGAUUUUGUUUAAUCAUAGGUCUUAAUGACUUAACAGUAUAAAUUUUUUAACCUGUGUAAAAUUUGUAAAGCUGUAGGUAUUGUAAAUGUAUUUAUGUAUUAUUGCUUACAGUCCAUUCUUACAUAUUUUACAAAUGUUUAUGUUAAUGUUUGAACUUUUAUUUAUUUAGAUGUGAUGUCAUACAUAUUAAGACGACUGACAUCAUCCGUAUUGUUCUUUUUAAUGUAUUUUUCUUUAAAAUCUAACAACCAUGAAUAUGUUUCAACGAAUACCUUCAAAACUCACAAAAGUGAGUCUAUCUUGUGAAAAAAAGAGACAGAUUUUGUAUCAGAAUUUGUAUCAGAGUGAUUUCAAACUCAGUGAGACAGGGACCGGCCCAUUUUUCAUUCGCAGCAUCAUCAGCAGCAUUUCUUCUACGGAACUGAUCAUUUUGUAAACAGUAAGGUUGAUGGUUGAUACCUGUCUGAAGGUUGAAAAAGCUGCAUGGGCUUUCAAAGCACACUGAUUAAUGAUCAUUGCACAAUGCCAAGGAUAUACAAAUGAAAUGGAUUAUUAAAGAAAGAUAUAUACAA